GAGCAGGGCUGCGGCUGCUUCCACUGCCUCCCCUGUGUCAGCUGCUCAGCUUUGUCCAUUAGAACCGAUUUUUAUCUGUCGUGGGGGUGACUGCUGUUGGUGGGUGGGGGUUGGGGAUUAAACCGUGGCUGUGGGCUGAAAUAAAGCAGCUUUCAUAGAGCGCGUGUGGAGGAAAAGCCAUCAUUGAGCUCAAAAAGGCGCGUGGGGGUCGGCUCGGAGGCGGGAAAUGGCGGCGCCGGAAGAGCCGCGGCUCCCGGCGUGCCUCGCGCCGUCGGAACCGGAAGUGUGGCGAACAGCCGGAAGUGCGGCCUGGCCGCGUUGCCGUGGUGACUCCGCGCUUGCUACGUAUCCAUAGCGACGGAGCCGCCAUGGGGCAGGAUUACUACGCCGUGCUGGAGCUGAGCCACACCGCCACGGAUGCCGACAUUAAGAAGGCGUACCGCCUGCUGGCCUUGGAGAACCACCCGCAGAAAUGCAAGGAGCCGUGGGCGUGGGAGCGGUUCCGGCUGCUGGCUGAAGCCUACGAUGUGCUGAGCGACCGUAAGCCGUGGGGGCUGAACUGCAUAGAGUGAUAGAAUGGCCUGGGUUGCAAAGGAGCACAG
Meleagris gallopavo (turkey) is the source of this 602-nucleotide messenger RNA. NCBI's taxonomy places the organism in Eukaryota, Metazoa, Chordata, Aves, Galliformes, Phasianidae. The record is from RefSeq and is a predicted model, not a curated record.